CGAAAUAAGCACGCGACUCGAGUAUACAAAUACCACGAAAGAUAUGAAUGACACCCAUGUUACACAGUAUGUACUGAAAUGAUAGUUUGUAAUGUCGUAUACGGAGCCACUUUCAUAUUAGAACUCUUGAACUCUUGAACUGUAGUUGCUACAUGUAGUUUAAGCACUUGGGUAGCUAGCUGUGCAGGCUAACUAGAGUCUGAAGUGAAGCUAACGCACAGAGGACAUGAACAUGGCUUAUGCGCAGAUACUGAGAGCUCUGCACCGAAAUCUACAACAGAAAGCUUCAGGGUACUCCAUGCAGAGAUGCCUGCUUAUCCACACACAGGGGACGGCGUCCGCAGGAUCCAGACUGACCUUCCAGAGGACAGGGGAGGCUCCUGGGUCUGUCGUCCCGGCGCUCAGCUGCUUCCUUCAGGUGCAGAGACGACGGGGUUUCUCGCUCGACUCCACAGUGAGAAAUAAAAGUAGCCCCGAGGAAAGAGGAAAAUCAGUUUCCAGGUAUCAGAGUGGGAGCCCAAAGCCCUCAGCUGGACAAAAAGUGAAAGAUGCUGGCAGAGACUUUACCUACCUGAUAAUUGUACUCAUCGGGCUCGGAGUGACAGGUGGGCUGCUGUAUGUGGUGUUUCAGGAGCUUUUUUCUUCAACAAGUCCAAAUAAAAUCUACGGGAAAGCCUACAACAAAGUCAGGUUGGAUCCAGAGGUGAUUGGCGCAUUUGGGGAGCCAAUCAAGUGUUAUGGGGAGACCACCCGUCGAGGAAGGAGGCAACAAGUCAGUCACUUUGAGUACCUGAAGGAUGGACGGAAGUACAUGCAGCUGAAGUUUUACAUCGAAGGCUCUGAGCCAGGUCUCAAGGGAACUGUACACUCGGAGUCAAAAGAGGAUCCUGAAACUGGAAAAUAUGAGUUCCGUUACAUCGUUGUGGAAGUAGACACUUACCCAAGAAGAACCAUCAUUGUGGAAGAUAACCGUAAAAGCACAUAAAUGACUCAGAAGUGUCACGCUACUGAAAAAGCAAUUUCGUUCCUAAAUUUCAGGGAUUUUAUGGACUAAGCCAAAGUUUAUGUUGAACUUCAGUUGAUUACUUAAUGUUAUGUUAAACAUAAGCAGUUUUGACUGAUUCAAACUUUGCAAAGCCAACAUACUGGUCAUAAAUUGGUGAAGAGCUCUGCAAAGCACAGCCUCUCUUACUAUAAAUUAUCACGUAUUCUUAUACUAAAUGGUUAAUAAAUCAUACACGUGACACUAAAGGAUGACUUGAGUUUUAAAUGAUUUUUAACAUGAAAGCUAUUUAAUUGGAUUUAAAAUAUCCAUGAUAUGCAUGGAACCCGAUGGAGCCAAGCAUUUUCUUUAAAUACACUAUCAGUGUUGUCUUAUCUCAGUGAAUGUUGGGUUAAACUAUGAAACCCUUUGGAUUGGAUGCAUGGUUUCAAUUGGGUGUUUGGUAUUUCAAUAAAAUUAAUAAACUUUG
Molecule: messenger RNA, 1472 nt
Organism: Labrus mixtus (cuckoo wrasse)
Lineage: Eukaryota; Metazoa; Chordata; Actinopteri; Labriformes; Labridae
Gene: timm21
Product: translocase of inner mitochondrial membrane 21
Exons: 6
Coding region: 227-985 (252 amino acids)
Biological process (GO): protein import into mitochondrial matrix
Cellular component (GO): TIM23 mitochondrial import inner membrane translocase complex
Source: RefSeq, a predicted model, not a curated record